Molecule: messenger RNA, 570 nt
Organism: Vicia faba (fava bean)
Lineage: Eukaryota; Viridiplantae; Streptophyta; Magnoliopsida; Fabales; Fabaceae
Source: the annotation of a GenBank genome assembly
AUGUCUCGUGUGUAUGUGGGUAAUCUGGAUUCGAGAGUCACCGAGAGGGACCUUGAAGAUGAAUUCCGCGUGUUUGGUGUUAUUCGAAGUGUCUGGGUUGCUCGAAGACCACCUGGCUAUGCUUUUAUUGACUUUGAUGAUCGUCGAGAUGCACAGGAUGCUAUUAGGGAGUUAGAUGGCAAGAGUGGUUGGAGGGUCGAGCUUUCUCACAAUUCUAGAACUGGUGGCGGUGGUGGUGGUGGCGGCGGUGGUCGUGGUCGCGGUGGUGGAGGCGGUGGAGGCGGUUCUGACCUAAAGUGUUAUGAGUGUGGUGAACCUGGCCAUUUUGCCCGUGAAUGUCGCAAUCGUGGUGGUUCAGGAAGACGCCGCAGCCGUAGUCCACCUCGAUUUCGCAGGAGUCCAAGUUAUGGGCGAAGGAGUUUCAGUCCUCGUGGGCGAUCCCCCAGGCGCCGCAGUGUGUCACCUCGUGGACGCAGCUACAGCAGGUCACCACCUCCUUACCGUGCCCGUGAGGAGGUGCCAUAUGCUAAUGGAAAUGGCAUUAGGGAUCGACGCAGAAGCAGAAGUUGA